GACACCAGCAGCUCUGUGUCCCCAGCAAACCCCACUUUUUACCAUUCUCUCUAUGGUUAGCUUUGGUUCUGCAAGUAAAAGUGGUUCCUGUGUCGUGCUUGGUGCUUCCUAGCCCUGUGAUGACAUUCAGUGGUAGUGCAUGAGAGUUUAAUUCCGUUCAUCCGCUCCAGACUUUUCUUUUCCAGCGUUUGGCACCACGUGCUGGUGGAAGAAGCCGUAGGGAGGGAACAGAGGCGAUUCUGAAAGCAAAGAGAGCUCCUGAGAUGCCUUAGACGUGCCUGAAAUGCCUCCUGCCACAGGGCAGGUGCCAGCCCGGGUGCAGGGCGAGCCAGAAAUCCGAAAAUCAAAGUCGACCGCUUCUUUCCGGGUCUUUCCUUUCUCCUACACCUCUGUGCCUCUGCUCUCCUCGCUUGGUCCUGCUCUUUUCCCAGUUCCUGGUAGCACUUCCUUCCCUUGGGGCUGGUCUGGAAUGUUGCUGGGAUGCUGCUCAGUGGUGGGAUGCUGCUUCAGGGUGGGAUUCUGCUCCGUGGUGGGAUGCUGCUCCUCCAUGGAAUGCUGCUCCUUGGUGGGAUACAGCCCCAUGGUGGAGUUUGCUACUUAUACCCCCAUUUGCUACUCCAAAAUGGGAUGCUGCACCUCCAUGGACUGCUGCUUCUCCAUGGACUGCUGCUUCUCCAUGGAAUGCUGCUCCAUGGUGGGAUUCUGCUCCGUGGUGGAAUGCUACUCCAAAAUGGGAUGCCGCAUCCUCCAUGGUGGGAUACAGCCCCACAGUGGAAUGCUGCUCCAAAAUGGGAUUCUGCUCCAUGGUGGGAUGCUGCUCCUCCAUGGGAUGCUGCUCCACCAUGGAAUGUUGCUCCUCCAUGGACUGCUUCUCCAUGGUGGGAUUCUGUUCCUCCAUGAAAUGCUACUCCAUGGUGAGAUUCUGCUUCAUGGUGGGAUGCUGCUCCUCCAUGGAAUGCUGCUCCACCAUGGGAUGCUUCUCCUCCAUGGAAUGUUGCUCCUCCAUGGGAUGCUGCUCCAUGGUGGGAUGCUCCUCCUCCAUGGGAUGCUGUCCCACCAUGGGAUGCUGCCCUACAUUGGGAUGUUCCUGCCCCUUCCUGCCCCCACCUCCCCUCCCAUUCCCACUGUCCCCUCCCCACGUUGGGAAGGGCCAGGGGAGCAGCCCUGGGAGCUGUGGGGCUGCCCCUUCCCAGAGGUGCCUGAUUCCCUGUUUACACACGGCCUGGGCUCCUGCCAGGCUGGGCAGUGAUUCCCAGGUCUGCUUCAUCUGCUCCCAGCUCUCGGGGGACACAUGCCACCUUUCUGGGCUCCUCCUCGGGCCCAUGCUUCUGUGGAUGUGGCUUGUCUCUCCUUUCUGCUGCUAAACACCUCCUGGCUUUCCCCUGCUCAUCUGUCCUUUGGGAAACUUUGGGAACCAUCCCUUUGGGAACCAUCCCUUUGGGAACCAUCAUUUUGGGAACCAUCCCUUUGGGAACCAUCCCUUUGGGAACCAUCCCUUUGGGAACCAUCACUUUGGGAAUCAUCCCUUUGGAAACCAUCCCUUUGGGAAUUAUCCCUUUGGGAACCAUCCCUUUGGGAACCAUCACUUUGGGAAUCAUCCCUUUGGGAACCAUCACUUUGGGAAUCAUCCCUUUGGGAACCAUCCCUUUGGGAAUUAUCCCUUUGGGAACCAUCCCUUUGGGCACCAUCACUUUGGGAACCAUCCCUUUGGGAAUCAUCCCUUUGGGAACCAUCACUUUGGGAAUCAUAAUGUGGGGAUUUAUGUACAAAAUGAGCUGGGGGUCACAAAGGGGUUUUUAGGGGUCUGUGGUGACAACCC
Molecule: messenger RNA, 1819 nt
Organism: Zonotrichia albicollis (white-throated sparrow)
Lineage: Eukaryota; Metazoa; Chordata; Aves; Passeriformes; Passerellidae
Source: RefSeq, a predicted model, not a curated record